AUGUGUUGGAAAGUUGAAAUUCAAAGUACUAUCACUAACUCUUCCUUUCUCACAUUCAAAAACUCCAUGAAUGGUGGUGUAAGCACAAUGAAAUCAAUCAUGACAUUGUUAUUGUUUGUGUUGCUUAUAAUCCAUAUCGAUUUCGGAUGCUGCUUCUCUUUCUUGCGAUUCAGUGAUUCUCCUCAACUAUUUAAACAGGGAGAUCCAUUGAUUGUAAAAGUUGAUGAAUUAACCUCUACUGAUGCUCAGCUUCCUUAUGCAUACUAUUCUGUUCCUUUUUGUCGUCCGAAUCCUACGAAUGACUCUGCAGGACAUCUUGGUGUAUAUCUUAGCCAACAACUAAAAGACUCUCCUUAUGUGUUCAGGAUGCAGGAGCCACAGAUGUGCAGAGUAGUCUGUUGUAUCACUCUUGAUGAGUUAUCAGCAAAGUCAUUCCAAGAGAAAAUUUACGAGCUUUAUCAUGCUAACAUGGUUCUGGAUGGACUUCCUGUUGCUCUUCGUUAUAAACUUCUAACUGAGGAAGCUGAUAAUGAUUAUUAUCAGAUUGGAUACAAUUUAGGGCUCAUGGGGCGAUAUGCUGGUACCGUUGAUGACGAAAGUAUUAGGUACUUCAUUUACAAUCAUCUGGCUUUUACUGUCAAGUAUCAUAAAGAUGCUGCUACUGACUUUGUAAAGAUUGUGGGAUUUGAGGUCAAACCUUCUAGUGUUAAUCAUGAAAAGGAUAAGUUAGCAACUUGCAACAUUCCUAUGGAGGACUUGGAGGAGACAUAUUCGUCUGGUCCUCAACUAGUUCAAGAAAACGAAACAAUUGUGUUUACUUAUGAUGUCAUUUUCCAGGAAAGCAACGUUACAUGGGCGUCUAGAUGGAAUACUUAUCAUCAAACGCAGGCUGAUGAAAAACAGUUCUAUGUAACUAUCAAUUAUUUAGUGACACUUUUUUUAAUUUUAGGAGUAGUAGCCAUACUAAUAAUGCGUACAUACCAUGACAUCUCGAAGUACAAUGAAUCUGCUAUACUGGAGGAAACAGGAUGGAAACUAGUACACGCAGAUGUUUUCAGGCGACCAAUUUACUCUGAUUUACUCUGCAUCUUGGUUGGAACUGGAGUUCAGUGCUUUGGAACAAUGAUCACUGCUGUUUCUAUCCUUUCUGUCCCUGGAUUCAUCUUGCCUUCAGAUUGGGAUGAGGUUUGGAGAGUCAUUCUCUUCCUUUGGGUGUUGAUGGGCUAUUUUUCCGGCUAUUCAUCAGCUCGUCUUUACAAAAUGUUUGAAGGCACACAAUGGAGAAAGAUUGCUGCUAAGACCGCGUUCAUGCUGCCUGGACCAGUAGCUAUCAUUCUGUUCACCUUAAAUUUUAUCACCUAUAGACAGAAUUCAUCAAGUGCACUUCCACCUGAAGCAAUGUUUGUUCUAAUGCUCUUGUGGUUUGGAGUUUCGAUACCCCUUGUUUUCAUUGGAAGCUACUUUGGGUUCAGGACUGAAGCAAUCAAAGCUCCAGUUAGAACUAGUAAAAUUCCUCGAGAAAUUCCUAAACAACCAUUCUAUAAACAACCAAUCACUUCCCUCAUUGUAGGAGGACUUUUACCAUUUUCGGCUAUCUUCUAUGAGCUUUCGAAAAUUAUAAGCACUAUUUGGUUGUAUCAGAUUUACCACAUUCAGAGCUUCCAGUUCUUAGGCGUUCUUACUCUUUUGGCUACGUGUGGUGGGACUACCAUCGUGCUAUGCUACUUUCAUCUCUGUCGCGAGGACUACAGGUGGUGGUGGACUUCAUACUUAACAUCGGGUGUUUCAGGAGUUUACCUCUACCUGUAUGCUGCUUAUUUUCUUGCAGGAAAAUUGUAUGUAACAAAACCAGUUCCAGCGCUUCUCUUUCUCGGUCACAUGCUCAUUGGUUCGUUUGCAUUUUUUGUACUAACAGGAACUGUUGGUUUCUAUGCAUGUUUCUGUUUUACUAAACUCAUAUACUCAUCAUUGAAGAUAGAUUGAUUUGUAAGGCCAGAUCCACGGUACAUUCGUUUUACAGAUUUAAGAUGUUGUGUUGAUCAAUGCAAGCAUACAUAUGUCAUUGCAGACUCUUGGUGGUCUUGGCUUACUCUAGUUAAGCACUUGAGCUUAAUUUGUCAUAGCUGAAUUCUCUGUUCCAACUUCCGAGUA
This is a messenger RNA of Chenopodium quinoa (quinoa), 2151 nucleotides long. Its product is annotated as transmembrane 9 superfamily member 10-like. NCBI's taxonomy places the organism in Eukaryota, Viridiplantae, Streptophyta, Magnoliopsida, Caryophyllales, Amaranthaceae. The transcript is spliced from 8 exons. The coding region runs from base 1 to 1983 and encodes 660 amino acids. Gene Ontology annotation, cellular component: membrane. The record is from RefSeq and is a predicted model, not a curated record. Gene Ontology annotation, biological process: protein localization to membrane.